Molecule: messenger RNA, 2220 nt
Organism: Exophiala xenobiotica
Lineage: Eukaryota; Fungi; Ascomycota; Eurotiomycetes; Chaetothyriales; Herpotrichiellaceae
Exons: 1
Coding region: 1-2220 (739 amino acids)
Source: RefSeq, a predicted model, not a curated record
AUGGUCAAUGCGUUUGACAGCUCAAUCUCAAAACACUCCGUCCAAGAAUGUCAUAAUACCUGCUGUGGAUCGCUCCUCCGCCUUUUCGCAUUCUCUCACCUUCGCCUUCAGAUCCACGCUGGUUUCAAGAUGUGCCUUACUGAGAUUUGGACCUACCGCGACUGUGGGUGUCGCUAUAACCACAGCGUUCUCUGUCGCUUGUACAGACGAGGAGGAACGCCAUGUUUUGCACCCAACAUUCACUACCCCAUGGACAAAUGGCUCGAGGCGACUGGACUCGACGCCGAGCUGGCUUUUAGACAAUUCAAAGGGAGCACGAAGCCCACAGAACCGCAAAAUUGUCCUCAACAUAGCACCGUCCAGAAGACAUUCCUCAAUCCUAUCUGCGAAGAUUGUCUACUUGCAGAGAUCCAGUCCCGGCCAGUCGAUGGCGCCAAUACGGAUCCGCCGCCAGCUCCUGUCCCUCCGUCGGACAAUGUCGAGGGACUGGUCUGGGACAGCGGAGUCAAGGUCGAGAUUCAAAGCCGGACAUCGCAAGAGCUCUCUGCUCCAGUGACGCCGAUUAGCACGGCGUCUGCCAAUGACAGCGACGAUAUUGACCGAAGAAUCCUCGAAAGUCAUGUUGAGAUCACAAUCGAGGCCGACAACUGCAGUGACUCGGCGGAUGACCCGUCUUCACCACUGCUUACGUCAUCUCAGAACGAGGACAGCUCACCCCCUUCAUCAAUUGCCACAUCUCCAGAAAGCUUAACCGAUGCUGGCAAACGAUACUCGACGUCUCCUACUACUCUUCGUAGUCGGAGACACGGAUACACGUUUCAUGAUGGGUACUCGUCAGAUAUUGGGGACACUGACGACGGAGCGGGCGAUGCCCCCGGAGAAGAGUACCCUCAAGCCCAACCGUCACGAGGAAGACCUCAGAUUCGUGGCGACGGCAGCAUCACAGUUCGGAGUGUGACUGACCCUGUGAUACCGCUUGCUCUCAACGCAAGGAAGAAGAGCAACAAGGGCCUCUCAAGGUUCAAGAGUAUUCGAUCUAUUUCGUCAAGCUUUCGACAUAACUCAAAGACCAAAACUCAGGAUUCGGUAAAUGAGAGCGACACUGCUCCAAAGGUCACCUCGAAGGCAAUGCCUACGAGAUCACGCUCCAGGAAUCCUUUCCGUGCAUUUCGAAGACGGAAGUCCUCCCGCAACCAUGCAGAGAUGAUAGAAACAACGCCGGUAUUGCACAGCCAUGACUUUUGUGACAGCUUCGAGGAUGAACCGAUAUACUUGGAAAAGCCAGUUCUCCCACCACGCAAGGCGAGCCUGAGACAUUGGAGGUCUUUCACAGAUCCAGAACAGAUUCAGUGGGAGAACACCUCGUCAUGCCACAAUACACGCAGUCGUGCACCCAGCCCAACUGGGUCUUGGUCACAGAAUCAUCUGGACUACCGAGGAGAGCCCGAGGUGCCCAGGUGGGAAUUACCGACGCAUAAGGACAUAUCCUUCGACACCCAACCGGUAUUAAGUGAUUUCGAGGUCGAGAGAACGGCCGGUUUCAACGUGGAGAAUGCCACUCUCCCAGCCACGGCCGUUCCAGGCACUCCGGAUUCUUUCAAGGUCCAUCCACUUCGAGCGAGGAUCGAGGGCAUCGAAACCUUUGAUCUCGGUCUCGAUGUUACGUCCCCUACAAAGCAAGAGAAAGAAGAAGUCCGUGACAUGGAGGACCAGGCAUGCGUCGUGGAAGAGCAUGUCCAGAUGAUAGGGGUCGCCCAAGCUCCCGAAGUCGAGGCGACAUGUAAGACGCUGUCGUCGGAAGGGGCGAGCCUGCAAUCAGAACAGCCUGAGGAAACACAGCCCGAACAAGAGCAGGGCCAAUUGCUGCUAGAGCCGGAACAGAUCGUAUCGCUGUAUGGCCCUCCAAAAAAGGCGGACGACAAGGAGCAGGCAGAGACCGGAGACCAAGUCCCAGAAGUUGUCGCUCAGAAAGAGGUACCAGUGGAUGAGGUGCAUGAGGAGGACUCUGGAUCGACCACGCCACCGGGCUCGCCUUCACCGGCACACCGAGAUAUGCUUCCGACAAGACCUCUUCAUCCACCCCGCAAAAGCUCGCUUAGAAGACUGACUGGGUUCAACCAUACGGUCAUGCCAUUUGCAGACUUUGAGUUCCCCAUGCCUGUACUAGCUUCGGCUGAAAGCAAGACUGACGCUGCCGAUGAGGGCCGAUUGAGUAGAUAG